AUGUGCGACCGUAUGCUCGACCGUGUCCUCGUCGCAGUCACAGUGGUGACACUCCAUCGUCGGUUCCCUCCGGGCGAUGCGAUGCAAGUACCGGCCGAAACACCCAUGGCCGGUAAGCACCUGCGUCAACCGGAAGAAAUUGUAACACUUAUNAAAGUCGAAAAUCCAGAAGCAAUACAGAUUAUCAGCGAAAUUUUAAAUGCAGUUUUAAUGAAACUGUUUGAUUUACAUAAAAAUAUUGCUAACGGUCCGGUUAGUCAUGAUUUCAAUGUCAACAAAAUACAACAAAACGCCGAAGAGGAAUUAAAAAAAUAUUUAUCACAAGAUAAUGUCAGCAUAAACUUAUUUAAUUUAUCGCAAGAUAAUUUAACGAAUAAGAAGGACUCCUUAAUAAAUAUAUUCGGAAACAAAAUCGAGAGCCCAGAAAACAAUCAUGCAUUUAGUAAAACGAUAUUGUUUAAUAAGUAUAUGCAGAACACUCCUGAAGUUAAUCCAAUUACGAACGCGUUAGCGGACUACAAUCUGAAAAUGCAUCCAAAACAAGUGAAUGCCGAUCAAGAUUUACUAAAGUUUGGUAAUGAUAAUAAUCUUCCCUUAAUUUCUAACAAACAAAAUCAACCGAUAGAUAGUCUUGUAUUUAAAAAUACUCCUAAUACAUUAACGGAUAAACCAGUAUUAGAAGACUUCGAACAAUAUUUGAAGGUCGUUAAUAAUUUAAAUAAAGCACAAACGAUUGAUAAACCCGUUGAAAAUGUUGAAACAAAGGCAAUACCAAACGAAUUACAGAAGAACGGGGCUGGUAAUGGUAUUCUAGAAUUAAUGAGUAAAUCACCAUAUUGGAAUCAAAUCCAGGAAAUAAAUCAACAACAGAAUGUCCCAUAUCCAUCGUUCAACAAUAAUCUAUUACAAUUACAAACAAUAAAAAACACAGAUCAAAAUAAGAUGAAUAUGGAAACCAUUCAACACAAUAUAGAUACGAACAAUAUAAAUAUAGACGCAAUGAAGAAUAAGGACAUCUUUGUAGAAUUAACGUACAUAUUCAAUAUCGAUCCAUUUGUUCAAACAAAAUAUGUGAAAUACCGAGUACCAAUAAUUAAACUUUACGAAUUACUUCUCAAAAAACCGAUAUUAAAAGAUCAACCUACAAAUUUAUACCACGAUCUAGUUUUAGUUGCGAAUGUGUCUGAUGUAUCAGCUGAUCUCCAAAAAUAUUCAAAAGAGGACCUUUUAACGUUAACGCUAAGUAGUGGCCGAUUGUCGACAGCUAAAAUGAUCGAAGAAAACAACAUAGACAAUCAGUUGCAUGUAUUACAAAAAUUGAUGUGCAAUGUGGAGCCGAAAGACAUUCUGGAAUUACAUAAACAAAAUAUCUUAAACGGUAAUGGCGACAACUUGAAAAUGCAGCAGAGCACAAGUCCUUCCCAAAAUUUGAAUAUGAACAGUUUAGUUUCUAAAGCUUACUAUCAGCAGCCGCUUUGGAAUAAUUGGAAGGCCAGUUUGGCCCCAAAUUUUCUUUAUUCUAGGUACCUUACUAAACCUGUACAAUAUUUUUGGCAAUAUCCAGCCCCUAAUACUUUACCUGCGCCUACAAUGAUUUAA
Messenger RNA from Bombyx mandarina (wild silkworm), 1599 nucleotides. RefSeq lists its product as uncharacterized. NCBI's taxonomy places the organism in Eukaryota, Metazoa, Arthropoda, Insecta, Lepidoptera, Bombycidae. The record is from RefSeq and is a predicted model, not a curated record.